UCCGAGGGAGGGGGGAGUUCCAAGGGAGCUUAGGAUUGUGUAUGAUCAUCCGAUGAAUCACCGCUGGAUUUCUAGUCAAUGUGCUAGUAGUACGGGUCUGAAGUGACAAUAAAACCCUUGCCUAGUUGUCCAUGUCUAUGUCUAAAUCUGAACUUUCCCUCCAUAAAAGAGGCGGGAAGAGACCUACAACUGCACAGUGCACAGCAUAAGGUUGCAGUCACGAGUCAAGUUUCUCUUAAGCUAUUUCCAUGGACUCCGAUUCCGAUGGCUCUCACAUUUCCGCAACGCCACCACGUGAUUCACCACCUCCCUCUCCGCCUCCAGCAUCAGCAAGACCCGCUCUUCUUCUAUCCUCCGCCAAAUCAAGAACUAAAUUUAAAGCCGCCACCAUUUCCAAGUCCACUUCACGCCCCAUCCUGAAACCAAAACCCUCUAGCAAAUGCUCUAAGUCAGCUAUAAAUCCUGAUCCGAAACUACCCCUUCAAGGAAACCCAACUAAAAUUUCACUUCCCCCACCUGACCUCUCCAGUUUACCCUUCCAUCAUAUCCACCGCUCUGGCUCAAUUAAUGGAAGCUCCUCAUUUUCCUCCAAUUGCAACCAUUCAGUCCCAACCCUUGUACCUGUUGGGCGUCUGAUAUCCAAGUUUGCAUCUUUCUCGAAAACCCGGAAAGAAAAUCUGAAAUUUGAGCCCCUUGAAUCUAAUCCCACUGAACCUUUAUUAACAACCCCAAAGCCGAAGGCAGAGUUAGGGGAUGACAAUGUGGUCCGACAAGAAACUGGAAAUGAAGGAUUUAAUGCGUCCAAAGUGGUGAAGAAACAUCCUAAUUGCAUUGAAAGUGGCGUGUCUUCUGCUUCUAACGCUUCUAUAUCGUCAGCGACAAGGGUUAAAUUUAAAAGUGAAGGUAACUUUGUGAAACUGAAUAUUAAUGGUUAUGGAAGGAAAAAGUUCAAAAUCAAGGGGAAGCACAGGAAUCUUGGAAGUUCAUCAAUUGGGCGUCAAAGAUUUUCCAGAAGACGUAAUAGGAAAUUUGGAGUUGAAAAUAAAGGAGAAGGAGAAGUGGGCGGAUUAUGUGAUGAAGAUGAUCAUGUUUUGGAGAUUAAACACGUGCAGAAAAUAUCUAGUUUUGAUAUCGGUACAAUUGAAGAGGCUGUGAUGAGGGUACGAGAUGAGGCAUCAGAUGAGAAUUUACUGAGGCUAUUGAAAUUAAGUCAUGGCUAUGAUUCAUUCAGGAAUGGGCAAUUGGAGGCUAUUAAGAUGGUGCUUUCUAAGAAAUCAACCAUGUUAAUUUUACCAACUGGCUCUGGGAAGUCUUUGUGUUAUCAGGUGCCUGCGUUAGUUUUGCCAGGAGUUACCCUUGUCGUUAGUCCAUUAGUCGCUUUGAUGAUUGAUCAGCUCAAACACCUACCUCCUACUAUUCCUGGUGCUCUCCUGUGUAGCAGUCAGACACCAGAAGAGGCUUCCGAGGCACUUAAGUUAUUAAAGAACCAAACAAUAAAGGUACUCUUUGUUUCACCAGAGAGGCUUUUAAAUGUCGAAUUCAUAUCCAUAUUUUCUGGCAUUUCUUUAAUAUCACUUGUUGUGAUUGAUGAAGCCCACUGUAUAUCGGAAUGGUCACACAAUUUCCGGCCUUCCUACAUGAGGCUAAGGGGAUCAAUGUUGCGUGCUAAGCUUCAUGCUGAUUGCGUUCUUGCAAUGACUGCAACUGCAACAUCUAAAACGUUGCAUAAUGUGAUGCAUGCUUUAGAAAUUCCUGCAACAAAUCUAAUCCAGGCUGUCAAAAUGAGGGAAAAUCUGCAAUUAUCUCUGUCACAGACUGGAAAUAGAAUGAAAGAUCUAAUGACAUUACUCAAAUCUUCUCCCUAUGUGGAGAUAAAAAGCAUAAUUAUUUACUGCAAAUUUCAGUCUGAAGCUGACCUGAUAAGCAGAUAUCUAUGUGACAACAAUAUCUCAGCUAAGAGUUAUCAUAGCUCUAUCCCUGCAGAAGAUCGACGUCGUAUACAGGAAAUAUUUUGUUUGAACAAGAUAAGGGUGGUUGUUGCAACUGUGGCUUUUGGCAUGGGACUUGAUAAAAGGGAUAUUGGAGCUGUAAUACAUUACAGCUUACCAGAAAGCUUGGAAGAAUACGUUCAGGAGAUAGGCCGUGCUGGACGUGAUGGAAGAUUGUCGUAUUGCCAUCUUUUUUUUGAUGAGGCUACCUACUUCAAGAUGCGUAGUCUUAUGUACAGUGAUGGUGUAGAUGAGUAUGCUGUGAAGAAGUUCCUUUGUCAAAUUUUCAGUAAUACAAAUUCAUCAGGCAAAAUUUGUUCAAUAAUCAAGGAAUCUGCAUCUCGGAAAUUUGAUAUCAAAGAAGAGGUGAUGCUUACAAUUUUAACUCAGUUGGAAUUGGAUGACCUGCAAUACCUGAACUUGCUUCCACAGAUCAAGGUUACUUGCACUUUAAAUUUCCAUCAGACUUCCCCAUCUUUGCUCGCAAAUAAAGAUAUUGUAAUUGCAGCAAUUUUAAAGAAGUCUGAACUGAAAGACGGGCAGUAUGUGUUUGACAUACCAAGUACAGCAAAUAGCAUCAGAUGGCAGGCUACUGACUUGUCGAACCAUUUGAAGAGUCUAAAGUUGAAGGGAGAGAUUACAUAUGAAUUGAAGGAUCAGGCAUUUUGCUAUAGAAUUGUGGAUGUGCCGAAUGAUGUUUGUUCUUUGGCAGCAAAUAUUACAAAGUGGUUAUCAGAUGUUGAGAUCUAUAAGGUUCGGAAAUUAGAUGCAAUGUUCAAUGCUGCGGUCUUUGCAGUAAAACAGUGUAAUAAAGUGGAUGGAUGUAAUGACCAUCAACAUACCCCUUGCUUACAAAGGAAGAUUUUCGAGUACUUCAACAGCAAUGAUGAUGAUAUCCCCAAUAUCAUGGCUGAAAGCAGUAACAUGUCUGUGCUCUACGUAGCAUUACUAAGUGUACUGAAACAAAUUUUUUCAAAUAUGCAGCCGCUUUCUGAGAGCCGACAUAAAGGUGUUUUUGCAGAGUCAUUCACAGGCAAAAUUUACCCCCAGAGCUGUUGCUAGGAUAAUGCAUGGCCUCGCCAGCCCAGCCUUUCCUUCUGCAACUUGGUUAAGAACUCAUUUCUGGUAUCUUUACUGCAUCACCAAUCUGUGCUUUAAGAUUCAGAAGAAGUGAGUAGUGACUGAACCCUAGGGAAAGUUGUCAACACAUACGCACCCAAAAAAAAAAAAAAGUGCUUGCUUCCUUCCAUGGUGUGCUAGUUUUGGUUAAAAGUAAAUGACAUUUGCAGCUUCCUCAGAUAUGUUCAAUGGUUCUUUCGAAUAAACCUAAUGUUUGCUUUUCUUGUGGAUAAUCUACUCUUCAAAGUAGUGCAUCAGCCAUCCUGGUAAAAUGAAAGAUACAUGUUUUAGAUCUGUUUUGCCACUAGUUUUCACAAGUUUCAAAGUCUACUGCGUGGAUUUUGUCUCUCCUUGAAUCAUGAGGUUGUGUAGGACUAUGAGGUUAUUUUAUUCAUCAGGAAAAAUUCAAGUCUCUUUCCAUGCUUUGCCAGGACACUGACAUAACUGAGUUUGUCUCUGCAGAUUUUCUUGAGCAACUCGCAGGGUUAAUACUGUCUUUUUUUCAUUAUAAUAUGGAUCUCAUAGCAUUAUGUUUUAUGCUUUGUUGAAAAAAAAAAAAGAUAGAAGUUGAUCUACCUCUGCUUGAAUUCAGGGGAAGAUACACGCAGGUAGACUUUAAAGUGGUAAUGGAAGCAGCAAGAGCAGAGCUCAUGAAAUUUGUUUCUCCUAGUGUCGUCUAAAUGUUUCCCCAGUAACCGAAGGAAGCCUUCUGCACCGCCUAGUUGUCUCUAAUGGCAUUCAAUUCAAGAGCCAGGGAGUCGAAACAUUUUGGUCGACUGAGUUCACGAUACAAGCCUGGUGCAUUCAAGCUGUCUCUGCCAGAAGAAUAGUAAGAUUAAGUAGAUUAUUGGUCAUCAGGUCAGUUUGGCCGAUACAGACAUUAUGACUGAUUUUUGAACCAAGAACCUGAAAAAUGCCGGUGGGAACGCCUUUGCGAUUGCACCAGAGGCAUGAGAAGCUAGUCAUUUUUUGAAGCUGAGGAUGGAAUGGGAGUGCAAAUGACCUUAAGAAAUCUGAGGCCUGCAUUUGAUUAUUGAACUCGCUGUCGAGACUUUCCUGCAUUAAGGUUGCUGCAGUGGAAUGUUUGAUUUUUUAACCUUAUCAAAUGUAUGAUGCAUUUUUUAUGCAGAUAAAUAUCCGGCUUGGUUUUUUU
This is a messenger RNA of Coffea arabica (coffee), 4260 nucleotides long. RefSeq names its product ATP-dependent DNA helicase Q-like 5. The record is from RefSeq and is a predicted model, not a curated record. Gene Ontology annotation, biological process: double-strand break repair via homologous recombination. Gene Ontology annotation, molecular function: 3'-5' DNA helicase activity; four-way junction helicase activity; ATP binding. Gene Ontology annotation, cellular component: nucleus; chromosome; cytoplasm. NCBI's taxonomy places the organism in Eukaryota, Viridiplantae, Streptophyta, Magnoliopsida, Gentianales, Rubiaceae.